Molecule: messenger RNA, 614 nt
Organism: Octodon degus (degu)
Lineage: Eukaryota; Metazoa; Chordata; Mammalia; Rodentia; Octodontidae
Gene: Ttr
Product: transthyretin
Exons: 4
Coding region: 40-483 (147 amino acids)
Biological process (GO): purine nucleobase metabolic process
Molecular function (GO): thyroid hormone binding
Source: RefSeq, a predicted model, not a curated record
GGAAGCAGCUCUUGUAAAAGUUCAGUAGCUCCCGGCAAGAUGGCCUCUCACUGUCUGCUCCUCCUCUGCCUUGCUGGACUGGCAUUUGUGUCUGAGGCUGAGCCUGUGGGCACUGGUGAAGCCAAAUGUCCUCUGAUGGUCAAAGUCCUAGAUGCCGUUCGAGGCAGUCCUGCCGUCGGUGUAGCUGUGAAAGUGUUCAAAAAGGGUGCUGAUGAAACCUGGGAGCCAUUCGCCACUGGGAAAACCAGUGAAACUGGAGAGCUGCAUGGGCUCACCACUGAAAAGGACUUUGUAGAAGCGAUGUACAAGGUAGAGUUGGACACCAAGUCCUACUGGACGGCCCUCGGCAUUUCCCCAUUCCACGAACACGCAGAGGUGGUGUUCACAGCCAACGACUCUGGCCGCCGGCACUACACCAUCGCAGCCCUGCUCAGCCCCUACUCGUACUCCACCACCGCAGUUGUCACCAACCCUAAGGAGUGAGCAGCUUGGAGGAGGACAGCCUUGUGCAACCAACAUUUUUACAAAAGCAGUAUUUUCAUCUAUAAGCUAUGUUAGAAACUCAGGAAGAUCUGAUAAAGCAUUCCUAUUAAAGCAUUUCUCAUUUCAUUCGA